AUGCCAUCGCGGUCCACGUCCUCCUGCCCUGAGUUGGGCACUGGCAGCGCAGCUUCUCGUCCGGGAAGCCGUCCAGGUCCGUGUCUCGGCCGCAGAGGAGUCCGUUGCCGGCCCAGCCGACCGCGCACUGCGGAGAAGGUUGGCCCUGAGGGCAUCCUGCAGAAUGGCGCGGUGGAUGACAGCGUGGCCAAGACCAGCCAGCUGCUGGCCGAGCUGAACUUCGAAGAAGACGAAGAAGACACCUACUACACGAAGGACCUCCCCAUCCACGCAUGCAGUUACUGUGGAAUACACGAUCCUGCCUGCGUGGUUUACUGUAACACCAGCAAGAAGUGGUUCUGCAACGGCCGUGGAAAUACUUCUGGCAGCCACAUUGUAAAUCACCUCGUGAGGGCCAAAUGCAAAGAGGUGACCCUGCACAAGGACGGGCCGCUGGGGGAGACGGUCCUGGAGUGCUACAACUGCGGCUGCCGCAACGUCUUCCUCCUGGGCUUCAUCCCCGCCAAAGCUGACUCUGUUGUGGUCCUGCUGUGCAGGCAGCCCUGUGCCAGUCAGAGCAGCCUCAAGGACAUCAACUGGGACAGCUCGCAGUGGCAGCCCCUGAUCCAGGACCGCUGCUUCCUGUCCUGGCUCGUCAAGAUCCCCUCAGAGCAGGAGCAGCUGCGGGCGCGGCAGAUUACAGCCCAGCAGAUCAACAAGCUGGAGGAGCUCUGGAAGGAAAACCCUUCGGCCACCCUGGAGGACCUGGAGAAGCCCGGGGUAGACGAGGAGCCGCAGCACGUGCUGCUGCGCUACGAAGACGCCUACCAGUACCAGAACAUCUUCGGCCCCCUGGUCAAGCUGGAGGCUGACUACGACAAGAAGCUGAAGGAGUCGCAGACGCAAGAUAACAUCACGGUCAGGUGGGACCUGGGCCUUAACAAGAAGAGAAUCGCCUACUUCACUUUGCCCAAGACUGACUCUGGUAAUGAGGAUUUAGUCAUAAUUUGGUUAAGAGACAUGCGGCUCAUGCAGGGCGACGAGAUCUGCCUGCGCUACAAGGGCGACCUGGCGCCCCUGUGGAAGGGCAUCGGCCACGUCAUCAAGGUCCCUGACACAAACUUAACUCAGCGCCCAGAUUACGGUGAUGAGAUCGCCAUUGAGCUCCGCAGCAGCGUGGGUGCCCCCGUGGAGGUGACGCACAACUUCCAGGUGGACUUCGUGUGGAAGUCGACCUCGUUUGACAGGAUGCAGAGUGCGCUGAAGACCUUCGCGGUGGACGAGACCUCGGUGUCUGGCUACAUCUACCACAAGCUGCUGGGCCACGAGGUGGAGGACGUCAUCAUCAAGUGCCAGCUGCCGAAGCGCUUCACGGCGCAGGGGCUCCCCGACCUCAAUCACUCGCAGGUGUACGCCGUGAAGACCGUGCUGCAGCGGCCGCUCAGCCUCAUCCAGGGCCCGCCCGGCACAGGGAAGACCGUCACGUCCGCCACCAUCGUCUACCACCUGGCUCGGCAGGGCAACGGGCCCGUGCUUGUCUGUGCCCCUAGCAAUAUUGCCGUGGAUCAGCUGACGGAGAAGAUCCACCAGACAGGGCUGAAAGUCGUGCGCCUCUGUGCCAAGAGCCGUGAGGCCAUCGACUCCCCGGUGUCCUUCCUGGCCCUGCACAACCAGAUCAGGAACAUGGACAGCAUGCCGGAGCUGCAGAAGCUGCAGCAGCUGAAGGACGAGACCGGGGAGCUGUCGUCUGCCGAUGAGAAGCGGUACCGGGCCCUCAAGCGCACGGCAGAGCGGGAGCUGCUCAUGAACGCCGACGUCAUCUGCUGCACCUGUGUGGGUGCCGGUGACCCGCGGCUGGCUAAGAUGCAGUUCCGCUCCAUCCUGAUCGACGAGAGCACCCAGGCCACAGAGCCUGAGUGCAUGGUUCCCGUGGUCCUCGGGGCCAAGCAGCUGAUCCUUGUGGGCGACCACUGCCAGCUGGGUCCAGUGGUGAUGUGCAAGAAGGCGGCCAAGGCCGGGCUGUCACAGUCGCUGUUUGAGCGCCUGGUGGUGCUGGGCAUCCGCCCCAUUCGCCUGCAGGUCCAGUACCGCAUGCACCCCGCGCUCAGCGCCUUCCCGUCCAACAUCUUCUACGAGGGCUCGCUGCAGAAUGGCGUCACUGCAGCCGACCGUGUGAAGAAGGGUUUCGACUUCCAGUGGCCCCAGCCCGACAAGCCCAUGUUCUUCUACGUGACCCAGGGCCAGGAGGAGAUCGCCAGCUCGGGCACGUCCUACCUGAACCGGACGGAAGCUGCCAACGUGGAGAAAAUCACCACCAAGCUGCUGAAGGCUGGCGCCAAGCCUGACCAGAUUGGCAUCAUCACGCCCUACGAGGGCCAGCGCUCCUACCUGGUGCAGUACAUGCAGUUCAGUGGCUCCCUGCACACCAAGCUCUACCAGGAGGUGGAGAUUGCCAGUGUGGAUGCCUUCCAGGGACGCGAGAAGGACUUCAUCAUCCUGUCCUGCGUGCGGGCCAACGAGCACCAAGGAAUCGGCUUUCUGAACGACCCCCGGCGUCUGAAUGUGGCCCUGACCAGAGCUAGGUACGGUGUCAUCAUCGUGGGCAACCCGAAGGCGCUGUCGAAGCAGCCGCUGUGGAACCACCUGCUGAAUUACUACAAGGAGCAGAAGGUGCUGGUGGAGGGGCCGCUCAACAACCUGCGCGAGAGCCUCAUGCAGUUCAGCAAGCCGCGCAAGCUGGUCAACACCAUCAACCCGGGGGCCCGCUUCAUGACAACUGCCAUGUACGACGCCCGAGAGGCCAUCAUCCCGGGCUCCGUGUAUGACCGCAGCAGCCAGGGCCGGCCCUCGAACAUGUACUUCCAGACCCACGACCAGAUCGGUGUGAUCAGCGCCGGCCCCAGCCACGUGGCUGCCAUGAACAUUCCCAUCCCCUUCAACCUGGUCAUGCCGCCCAUGCCGCCGCCGGGCUACUUUGGACAGGCCAACGGGCCAGCGGCGGGCCGGGGUGCCCCGAAAAGCAAGACUGGUCGUGGGGGGCGCCAGAAGAACCGCUUCGGGCUCCCUGGGCCCAGCCAGACCACCCUCCCCAACAGCCAAGCCAGCCAGGAUGUGGCAUCGCAGCCCUUCUCGCAGGGUGCGCUGACACAGGGCUACAUCUCCAUGAGCCAGCCCUCGCAGAUGAGUCAGCCUGGCCUCUCCCAGCCUGAGCUGUCCCAGGACAGUUACCUGGGGGAUGAGUUUAAAUCACAGAUCGACGUGGCACUAUCACAGGACUCCACGUACCAGGGAGAGCGGGCGUACCAGCACGGCGGGGUGACAGGGCUGUCCCAGUACUAGAAGGUGGUGGCGGAAGAGCUAAGCUCUGUGGCUUAGUGCAUCAGCAUCUUAUUCUGGGUAA
Fukomys damarensis (Damara mole-rat) is the source of this 3379-nucleotide messenger RNA. RefSeq names its product UPF1 RNA helicase and ATPase (gene Upf1). Gene Ontology annotation, molecular function: RNA helicase activity; RNA binding; zinc ion binding. Lineage: Eukaryota; Metazoa; Chordata; Mammalia; Rodentia; Bathyergidae. The record is from RefSeq and is a predicted model, not a curated record. The coding region runs from base 1 to 3318 and encodes 1105 amino acids. Gene Ontology annotation, cellular component: cytoplasm. The transcript has 24 exons. Gene Ontology annotation, biological process: nuclear-transcribed mRNA catabolic process, nonsense-mediated decay.